CGCUGCGCACUUAUCGCAACCAGGCAGGCGGCGCUGAGCCUUCGCGCUCUCCGGCUCACUCCUACCGGGAGGGAAAGAGGGCACAAGGGAGGGACCGCUGCUUUGCGUCCUGCGCGCCUGUAGCCCCAGGCCUGAGGAGAAAAGCCCAAGUCGGCGCUGGCUCUGCUCGCCGCUCUCUUUUCGUCACCACCCGGACGACCCGACUCAUCGCCCGCCACCCCUGGCUGUAGCCCCGGGUCCUGGCGCCUUCCCUGACUGAGAGCCGCGCCGAAAGGCAGAAACUCUCCAAAUGUCUUCCAGUAAUGUCCAAGUUUUUAUCCCAAUGUCUCAAAGAGACACCAAUGGUCUACCUGGGAUGUCUUCCAACGACCUAAAGACAUUUACUGAAGGCGCUGUGUUAAGUUUCCAUAACAUCUGCUAUCAAGUAAAAGUGAAGAGUGGUGUUUUACUCAGUCGGAAAACAACUGAAAAGGAAAUACUAAAGGAUAUCAAUGGGGUCAUGAAACCUGGUCUCAAUGCUAUUCUGGGACCUACAGGUGGAGGCAAAUCUUCGUUGUUAGAUGUUUUAGCUGCAAGGAAAGAUCCAUGUGGAUUAUCUGGGGAUGUUUUGAUGAAUGGAGAACCUCGACCUGCCAAUUUCAAAUGCAAUUCAGGUUAUGUGGUACAAGAUGAUAUCGUAAUGGGAACUCUGACAGUGAGAGAGAAUUUACAGUUCUCAGCAGCCCUUCGGCUUCCAACAACCAUGACGAACCAUGAGAAAAAUGAACGGAUUAACAAGGUCAUUCAAGAGUUGGGUCUGGAUAAAGUGGCAGAUUCCAAGGUUGGAACACAGUUCAUCCGCGGUGUGUCUGGAGGAGAAAGGAAAAGGACAAGUAUCGGAAUGGAGCUUAUUACUGAUCCCUCUAUCUUGUUCUUGGAUGAGCCCACAACUGGUUUAGAUUCAAGUACAGCAGAUACAGUCCUUUUGCUCCUGAAGAGGAUGUCUAAACAGGGACGAACAAUCAUCUUUUCCAUUCAUCAGCCUCGUUAUUCCAUCUUCAAGUUGUUUGAUAGCCUCACCUUACUGGCCUCAGGAAGACUAAUGUUCCAUGGGCCUGCUUCAGAGGCCUUGGGGUACUUUGCAUCAGCGGGUUACCAUUGUGAGCCGUAUAAUAACCCUGCAGACUUCUUCCUGGAUGUCAUUAAUGGAGACUCUUCUGCUGUGGUAUUCAACAGAACAGAAGAAGACAGUGAAGCCAAGGGAGCUGACGAAGGUGCCAGAAGAGAUGAGCCCCUAAUAGAUAAAUUAGCUGAGUUUUAUGUCAAUUCCACGUUCUUCAGAGAAACGAAAGCUGAAUUAGAGGAACUCUCAGGGGGUCAGGAAAAGAAGAGGCGCUCAGCCUUCAAGGAGAUUUCCUACACCACCUCCUUUUGUCACCAACUCAGAUGGGUUUCCAGACGUUCAUUCAAAAACUUACUGGGUAAUCCCCAGGCUGCUAUAGCUCAGAUAAUUGUCACAGUCAUUCUGGGACUGGUUAUAGGUGCCAUUUUCUUUGGGCUAAAAAAUGAUCCUACUGGAAUUCAGAAUAGAGCUGGUGUGCUCUUCUUUUUGACGGUAGACCAAUGUUUCAGCAGCGUGUGGGCCGUGGAGUUCUUUGUGGUCGAGAAAAAGCUCUUUAUACAUGAAUACAUCAGUGGGUACUACAGAGUAUCGUCUUAUUUCUUUGGAAAACUGAUAUCUGAUUUACUACCCAUGAGGACGUUACCAAGUAUUAUAUUCACCUGUAUUAUAUACUUCUUGAUAGGGCUGAAGCCAACAGUGGAGGCCUUCUUCAUCAUGAUGUUUACCCUUAUGAUGGUGGCUUAUUCAGCCAGUUCCAUGGGGCUGGCCAUAGCAGCAGGUCAGAGUGUGGUUUCCAUAGUGACACUUCUCCUGAACAUCUGCUUCAUACUCAUGAUGAUGUUUUCAGGGCUGUUGGUAAAUCUCAGAACUGUGGUGCCGUGGCUCUUGUGGCUUCAGUACUUCAGCAUUCCUCAUUAUGGCUAUUCGGCGUUGCAGCAUAAUGAAUUUUUGGGACAAAACUUCUGCCCAGGUUACAAUGCAACAUCAAACAGUACCUGUGAUUUUGCAAUAUGUACUGGCGAAGAAUUUCUGAUAAACCAGGGCAUUGAUCUGUCCCCUUGGGGCCUGUGGAGGAAUCAGGUAGCCUUGGCAUGCAUGAUUGUUAUUUUCCUUACAAUUGCCUACCUAAAAUUGUUAUUUCUUAAAAAGUUUUCAUAAAUCUCCCCUUCAAUUUACUAUCAUUUUUCUGCCAAUAAAAAGGAGUACCUUGAUUUA
Molecule: messenger RNA, 2317 nt
Organism: Choloepus didactylus (southern two-toed sloth)
Lineage: Eukaryota; Metazoa; Chordata; Mammalia; Pilosa; Megalonychidae
Product: broad substrate specificity ATP-binding cassette transporter ABCG2
Exons: 16
Coding region: 290-2260 (656 amino acids)
Cellular component (GO): plasma membrane
Molecular function (GO): ATP binding; ABC-type transporter activity; ATP hydrolysis activity
Source: RefSeq, a predicted model, not a curated record